Messenger RNA from Cinara cedri, 8849 nucleotides. Lineage: Eukaryota; Metazoa; Arthropoda; Insecta; Hemiptera; Aphididae. The record is from the annotation of a GenBank genome assembly.
CGCUAAGUUCCAGUAGUCACGGUCACCAUAGAUAAUAUAUAAUUAUGUAUUAUCUAUGACGGUCGUCGGUCAUACGGUCACUUAUUGUAUCGUUUGUAUCUUCGCGACUCUGCUUUGUCGGUAAACAACGCGAUUAAUAAUAGGUAAUACGAAUAUAAAGUAAAAACAUUAUCUUUCCAAGGUAUAUUAAUCAAUACACAUUGGUUCGGUCAAUAUUAAUAUUUAAUAUUUUCAUUCCUCUGUUGUUUUAUUAUAGUUUUUAUUUUCUUUGUAUUGUUGUGACUUCCGAAGCAAAACUGGCGAACAGUAAUUAUCACAUUAAUUUACAAGAACUCUACGGCAUCAUGAGCGACCAACAAGAUUCACUAGGGAACGAUCUCGGGUUAUUGAAUUAGUGAGUUCGUUUAAAACACAGUACCUACUUAAGUACUACGUCUAAUUUUACAUCGGAUUAUCUAAUAAUUAUUACAAAAGCUAAUAGCUUUUUUUUUCUCAGUGCACAAAUUUUUGUGUAUAUAUGUGCUCAUAAUAAUUACCUGAGGUUUAUUUUUAUUAUAUUAUAAAGUUAUACAAUAUACAAAUAGGAUCAAUCGAUUAAACAUUCAUAACAGUUUUUAUAUUAGUACAGUUCAUUUGUUAACAUCAAAUCUACCACCUGUGUCGUUAUUUCAGUUUUUGAUUGGUAAUAACUAAUAGUUUAAAUAAAUCAAUGUUUAUAGUUUUAAAAUUUACUUAAGUAUAUACAUUAUAUACUCUCAUUUUCAUAUAUAAUUUUCUUUUUCUUCUUAUUUUUUGUACCUAUGUAUAUAUUCAGUUAUUCAUAUAUUUACCAUUGUAUUUAUUAAUACUCUAUUAUGUAAAAAAGAGCCUCAUCAGUAUAUACAUGUAUAAUAUUAUAUCUAAUAAACAAAAAAAUUAAUAGAUUUAUUAUAUUGUAUACAUUUUAUGCAUGCUAGGAAUUUCCGAUCCUAAUAAAUUUGGUAAUUAAUUCAGUACUAACUCUUUGCUUUAACCUUCAGGCAGGCACAUAAUAUCAGCUCACAUCAGUGCCUGUGCGAAAUCAGGGGGCAUUUACUUUACUCAUUUUUCAACCAUAUUUCAUGCAUAUGUAUGCUUAUUUAUGUCAACAUUAAAAAUUUUCCCGCGUCACUUUAGUUUAAAUUAGAGUUUUUAUUAAGUUUUUAAUAGUUUAAAUUCAGCUUGAAGUAAAAAACCAACUAUUAGUUUUUUAAAAAAGUAUUUAAAUAGGAAUAACUAGUUAUUGAAGUAAUACGGACUAGAAAAAUAGAACAAAAAUUGCUAUAAUAAUAUAAUUAUAAUUAAGUUUAUUCACUAAUCUAAAACCAAAUUAAGUGUAAAACUAAUUAUUAAAUUAUUAAAAUUCAGUUACCUACUUAAGUUAAUUUAAUAAAUACAAUUUACUAAUAAAAAUCAAACAAAUUUAUUUAUAUAGUUAUUAGAGUGGUUCAAAAAUGUCAACUUCAGAUUUUUGUUACCAGCACACUCUUAUUUUGUUAAGAUAUACAAAAUAAUGAUUUUGUGAAAAUUCAGACUUGAUAGUUUUUUGAAUUUAAGUCAAUAACUGUAACACUAAUGUUUGAUACCUUAAUAUUAGAAUAUAUUAUUUUUUUAUAAAAAUAGUAUCUACAACAUUUUUCAUAAAAUCAUUAUAUUAUUAAAAAAAAUAAAAAUAAAAUGCAAAAUAUUUCCUAUAUUUAGAACAAAUGAUUUUUGUAUGGUUAUUUUAAUAUAUUUAUCAAAUAGAUAAAGAUAUCGUGAAAUGUUUCAGUAUAUAUAUUACUUAUAUAUUAGUAUAUACUAUAUUAUUUCCCAAAAAAAUUAUGAUUAAUUAGCUCCAAAAGUUCUCUGUAAUCAUUACGUGUGAAAGUUUAAUUUAAAAAACCACAUUAUAAAAUAAAAAAACUUAAACAAUCCUUUUAGAUGGUAAUUUACUACCUGUAAAUUUACCUUUGAUUUUGUUUACUGAAUCAAUUGAAUAGAUAUUUUGAUUCAGCAUAUAUAAAAAUAAUGGAACCACACAAAAGACAAGAAAUUUAUUACAACUGUGAAUGGUGAAUAGUUAUUACGAUAAUUGAAGAAAUAUUAUUACUUAGAAUCUAGGCAUAAUCGUAAAUAAUGAAAUAAGAUUUAAGAUUUAGAAUUUUUCGGUUUUUUCACGUGAAAUGGUCAACUAUAGGUAUCAAUAAAAGUAUGUAUAAUAUAUAUUUCGAACAAAAUUAUUGUGGUUUUUCAAGAAAAUAAUUUUGUUUAACGUAAAAAAUAAUGAAAAAUCAAAUAUUACCAAAGUACCAAUAUAUUUUUAUUUUUUGUAAUUGAUAAUAAUUUAAAAAAAAAAUACUUGGUAUACUCAUUAAACAAAAUAACUACAAGUACAAAUUAAUUUAUUUUCAUUAUUUUGUAAUUUUAAUAAUUGAGUUUAAAAAAAAUUCAAAUAAACUUCAAUAGGUCAUUUGUUAUCCCUUAUGGAGCACGUGAAAGGGUUGAAUGAUCAAAUCCAAAUUUGUACAGAAACAUUAUUUUGUAUUUCUUGUGUUGUUAGUAAAUUUCUAAAAUUAAAUUUUUGCCUUUAUAAGGUUGGACCACUCUAAUAGUUAUAUGUACAGUAGAACCUGUUUGAGACACUCCCAGAGACCAGUUAAAAAUAAUACAAUAUCUAACAUAACAGGAACUGUUAUUUCAUAAAUAUCCUUGUUUUUUUGGUUCUUAUUAUUAAUAAAAUUCAAUAAAUUAUCUCCCCUCCUAAUAUACAAAAUUGACUAUCAAAAAUCAAAAAUAUUCUUCACUUUAUUCAUAAUCUAAAAUGUGCUCUGAUGUACUUUAUUAAACACCAAUCCGUUGACAACAAGUAUGAGAUAAAUGGCAUAUACCUUGCCUACCUUAUAAAUUUAAUUGCAAUACAUAUUGUAUUUGGUUACUUACUAUAACAGUAAAGAUUUAGUUUAGCUCAAAUCCUAAAUUCCAAGCAAAACUGAUAUUAUAAUAAUUAUUGAUAUAAGUUUAAUUUUUACUAUGCAAUUUGUUUGAAAAUGAAAUAAUUUUUAGGGUGUUACAGUUGUCUAAGUAACAAUAUUGGUUUUUAUUUUAGUUUUAUGCGCCCUGAUGGUCUGGAUGGUGUUAUUAUGAUGUCUAAUUUUGAUGAAUUUCAAAAUAGUCAAUCAGCUAUUGAAUGUAAGUAUACAUAAUAUUUUAAAUACUAUCUGUGCUUCUAAAAUUAAUAAUAAUUUUAAUUUUGUAUACAAUAUAUAUUUCUUAGUCUCAGAUUUGCAUUACAAUAAUCCAAUUGAGUCAAACUACGACCAAAAUUUGACUUCAGCGCAUCAAGUAAUUUAGUAUUGAUUAUCUAUGCAAUCAUUAAUAUAUAUUUUGAUUUAGUUUAGAAAUGUAAAUAAUUAAUGUAAUCUAUGAGCAACGAUUAAUACAAACUAAUUAAAAUAAUGUAGUGAUGAAAGACUGUUACAAAAUUUGGCAACUAUUAUACCAACCAUUAUACAUGUAUUAUUGAUAAAUGUCAUAGACAAGUAUAGCAAAUAGGUUGUUUUUGUUAUUAUGUAAAUAAGUCCAAAAUUAUUGUAUAAACUAUGAAUAUGAAUUUUUUUAAAUCUAUUACUCAGACUAAUAACUACCAACAAUAAUUCUUAAUCAGUGCAGACUGAACUUAAAUUUUGAUUAGCACAAUUUCAUAUUUUAUAGGCUGUCCCAUGAAAAUAUACCCCUUAAAUAUCUCCGAAGAUAAUAAAGAUAAUCAAAUUCUAUGUGUUUACAGGGAAGAAGACUACAAAUAUUUAUAUUUGAAUUAAUUUUUUUUAAUAAGAAUUUAAAAAGUCAGAGCAAAUAUUGAUUAGGCAAUAGAUUAAAAGGAGUUCAUUAAGAGCAACAAAUAGUUUUCUUAAAGAACUGGAAUUUGAAUGUUGUGUUUUUCCUCCAACUAAACGUCAUUUUGACAGUGACAAGUUAAACUAAAUUAACAUGUAUAGUAUUAUUAACAUAUUAUAACAUAGUCAGGAGAAAGGGGCGCUACUUGACAAGAAAAAUAAGAUAUUUUGAAUCAACUAAACUAAAUUAUUUAAUGAACUACUCAACUAAAUCGGUUUGCUCAUACACGAUUAGUUACUAAAACACUCGCCACUCAAUUAAAAUACUGGCUUAGUCUGAACUAGGAUUUACAGUCUGCAAGGUUAGGGUCCAAAAAUGAAAGCACAGACCUUGAAUAAUAUCUGUGCAUAUCUAAAUUCCCCCUCAAGUUGGGAACCACUGGUUUAGGUAUUCUAAACAUAAUUAUUUUACAAUAUUUAUUUAUCAAUAAUUAGUUUUGUUUAUUAGUUAUAAUUAGAAAAAUAUGUUCAAAAAGUAAUUAUCUAUUAUAUUAUUCAUAUAACAUCAAAUAUUUAAACAUUAGAUAAACCAUUUAAAUUUAAUUUUUAUAAUUUGGUAAUUAAUAAUUAUGUAUCUAUUUGUAGUAUAUGGGAGAAGGACUUCGUGAAACUAAUGGCCGAACUAUAUUUGAAGAAGGUAUUACCCACCAGAUACCUGUCAUAUAUUUAACUUCAAAUUUAAUUCCCAAGCAAAUUUUUCCAUUGAUUGCUACUUGCGAUUCUCUUAAAAAGCUGAUAAAAUACUCUUUAGCUAGAAAUUGUGUCUUUGGAGUCUCGUACAAAAUGUAAACCAUACAAUAUAUCAUUAUUAUCAAUUAUUUAAAAAUCAAUAUUUAGUGUUAUAUUAAUUGUUAUAAAAAUUAGUUUUGGCACAAAAAAUACACGUACAUAUGGAACAAUUGCUGAAAUUUAUGCACACUCUGGGGAUAUUGAAACCUCUGACAAGAUUUAUAUCAAGGCUAUGGGUCAUCAGCGAUAUGAAAUUUUAAAAACUGAACCAUUUCCAGAAAGGUAAUUUUAAAUUAUUUCUGAAGUUAAAAUAUUACAUUUUUAUUAUUGUUGUAUAAUUUUAUAUAAAAUGUGUGUAUUUAGUAAUGCUCCAAAUAUUGCAUUGGCUAAAAUCAGAAUCAUGCCUGAUAUUACAUUACCAAAUCCAUAUCAUAAAUUGUGUUUGAAUCCAAGAAAUCGUCAUUCAAAUCAUGGUAACAAUUUGUAAGUAACACAAUAUUGUAUUCAUUUAGUGAUGUUUCAAUAUUUAAUAGUUAGUACAAUUAUAAUAUUUAUUGUUAUAUCAGGUGCCGUACAAAAGAUAUGUGGCAAACUCAGUGGCCAAAUUGGGUAUAUAAACAGUUUGAUGUGCACCAGUUAGCAUCGAGAGUUGCGGAGAAAGUUAAAACAUUGUGUAAGUUGAAAUUUUAUAAUGUAAUUAAUUACUACACCCUAAUAUUUAAUUUAGUCAACAAGACCAAAUUAAUGUUAAUUAUUAUAUUUAUAAUUAUAUAUUAAUAAAUUAGAGUAUUUCUCACUUAAUAAAAAUAAUUAUCAACAUAAACUGUAACAUAGCUUGCAAUAAUAAUUUUGACUUUAAAAACUAAUAAAAAAAUUCACAAAUAUCUAAAAUAAAAAAUAUUACAAAAUCCUACCAAUAACAUUUUUGAUUAUAAUAAAAAAUCAAAAUAAUAUUUUUAAUAAAUUUAAAAAAAUUCUAAAUGGUUAUAAUAAUAUUGUAGUUGGUUCUUGACUAAUAAUAAUUUAAUGAAAAAAUUAUAGAGCUUGGGACUUAAGGCCUAUUUCUCCAAAACCACUAAUCGUUGUUAAAGUAAUCAGAGUUAAAAGUUAAUCAUAAUUUAUCAAUAUUUGAAUUUCACUAUGUUCAUGUUAAUCAUGAUGUUAAGGUAACCUUGAUUAACCUAACUAAUCGUGAUUAACACCAUUAUCAAGAUGGCUGUGAUGUAUAAUAAGAAGUUCUGUAUUGCAAGUUGAAUAUUUAAUUAUCACUAUCAACUGAACUCCAAUCAGAAUCGUUUUUUCGUAAGCAAUGGUUUGUCGUUGCUUACUUGUAUACAUUAAAUUAUAUAUAAUAGUGGCUGUGCCCAUCCCCAUUAUCCUAGAGUCUUUUAUUCUAUAGUUAAACAUUGCUAUUAUCAGAUUUAUCUGAUUAUAUUAAAAAGUUAAAUUUUGAUAGUAUUAAAGCAAUGUUAAAUAUUUGAUAAAUAGUAUUAAUCUUGAUUUUAUAUUAAAUUUUUACCUUUCAUAUUUUAGAUUCUGAGGGAAGUGAGAAUUAUAUUAGUAUAAAAUGAUGUUUAUGAUGUUUAUUUUUUUUAAAUUGUUCAUAAAAUUUGAUCAGAUAUUUCAUGUGUAGUACAUUUUCUGAAAGGUAAUUUUAUAUGGGUGGUUCUUAUAGAUGUCAUUUUUUGAUUUUCUAAGCAGUUUUCAUAAUAAUUGGAAAAAAUCAUUGGGGGAGAAGGGAACUUACAAAAUGUAUUAUUUUCAAUUUUGUUUUUUGUUGAUGUCAGUAAAAAAUAUAUUUAGAUACUUGAAAUUUGAAUAGAAAAAUUAUAUUUGCCUUUUCUAGAAGUAGUUUAAUUUUUAAAACAUUUUAGUAAUUUUUGCGCUAUUUAUAGACAUUUUAAUUUUAAGAGUUUAUUAUGUAAUUUUUAGUCGGUAGGUACACAGUGGACAAAAUUAUUUGACCAAAUAAGAAUAGUUGAAAAUUUGUGUAUAUACAUAUAUUAAUUUUUACGAAUAAAAUAAUUUAAGAUAAUAAAUAAUAAUAAUAAUUUAUUUUUAAUAAACAUCAACAAAAUUAGGUAGGUAUAUAAUAUUUUUAAAUGUUUUUGGUUAUACAAAUCUAAAAUUGUUCAUAUUUUUACAACUUUUUUUUAUCUAAAAUUAUUAAUAUAUUUUGAAUCAGUUAUUUAUUUUUUGAGGUUUAAUCAAAAUUUAUUUUCAUUAAUAUUUUCAAUCUGAAUAUCUAUGAUGAUUUACUUUGAAUUAAACCAUGUGCGAAUAGUAGUUAUUAUAAUAUUUAAAAAAGAAAUGCUUAAAUUUAGUGAAAUAUAAUUUACAGUACAAUUCAUGUUUUAAUAAGUUAGUUGAUUUGAAUUGACCCAUGAAUAAAAAAAAUAUUAGGUCUAUUCAAAUCAAACAACUUACUCUCAAAAUAUGAUUGUUUCUAUCAUAAAACUUCAAUAAAAAAGUAUUCAAGAUAUAAUACAAAUUCAAAAGGAAUCGGUCAUGGAUAUAAUAGAUGUAAUACCCAGUUACAGGCUUCCAAACAUGAUAUAUUAACCAACCUUAGUAGAUAACUAUAUUUUUUAUUUUUACAUAUAUUUAAAAUUUAAAACAAAAACCCGUUUAAAAGGGUAGUUUAUAUCAUUUAGUAUUCUAUACACAGAUAUUUAUUUUAACCGGUUAGUUUAAAUUUUUAAUAUUAUUAAUUAAAGUUAAAUAACUAUAAUAUUCUUAUAUUUUUAACAUAUUAUUAAUAUACCUAUAUUUCUAUCUAUUAGUAGUACCUAAAUUAUACCUACAAUUUAUGAUCGUUACUUAAAAAGACUGCCAAUGUAUAUAUAUAUAUAUAUUUUUUUUUAUAUAUAUAUUAUUAAUUUUAUCUUAAUAAUGAAUGUUGGUAAAAUAACAUAAGAUAAAUAAAUAAAUAAACAAAUAAUAAUUUUUUUGGGGAGAGUUAAACCACUACCUACUUUAGAUUUUCAAAUGGCGAUCUAUAUUAAAAUAAUAAAUAUAGCUUUUCAAAAUAUGUAUAACUGAACUCCACUCAGAAUCGUUUUUCUUUAGCAAUGAUUAAUUAUCACGUGCAAAUAUAUAUUAAAUUUCUACUCUACCUCCCAACUUAUUUUCCAACUUUACUUUAAAGAUGACAAAAUCAAACUCACAGAAGAUCCAUAUUUAUUGUCUCUGCAAGUAACUAAGCUGGGUAUGUUUAAUCCAGAACAAGUUCAUCAUUUACUGAGCCUCGAAUCAACAAAUCACCGCCUUAAGCAGGCUUUGUUUUAUUUGGAUGAAAAUGUAAGAAAUACAAAAACUUAAAGUAAAACUACACUAAAUUUAUAUCACUGAUUUUGUUUAGCAAAAAGCAAGAGUGUCUAAGAAAAAAUUCAUAUGUAACAGCGAAGACUGUUACGCAUGCAUUUGUGACAUGGGAAACGUCUUUCCCAUGUCUCCCGAUGGACCACAGGGAACAUACUGCAACUCUUGGGGACAGAUCCAUGAUAUGAUAACAGUAUAUAGACUUGAGCCCGGUCUAGGUGUGGUGAAAGUUGGACAGCCAUCAGAUGAAUGCUCCUGGUUUCCUGGGUAUAAUAAUUAAUUUCUAUACUACACAAUACCAUAAUACUAAGAUGAAUGUUUAUUUUGUACAGGUAUAAAUGGACAAUAAUUAUGUGUCCAAGGUGUAAUCAGCAUUUAGGUUGGCGUUUUACAGUUGAUGAAGGUUCUACGCUUACACCGAAAGUAUUCUAUGGAUUGUGUAUGUCUUCCAUUACAUCAGACAAAGAAUGUACACCAAAUGAUGAUUCUUCAUGGAUUGAUAUGUUGCAUUGAAAAGGAAAAUUUUAAUGUUCAUAUUUUUUUUGUUUUUAUUUUAAUUAAUAUAGUUUUAAGUACAUAUUAUAUCAUAAUAACUACUAUGUUAAGUACACUGAUAAAAAUACAUUUUAAUUUGCAUAUUGGAAAUUGAAUAUAAACUAUUAACCUAUUGCACUAGAUUACCUAUGAUAAAAAUAAUAGUUUCUUGCAGUUUUACAUAUUUUUGUUUUUUAUUUUAUUAAGUCAUUAAAUUUGUAUAUUUUAAGAAAAAUUAUGAUACUUAAAUACUUGAUUAUAGCUCUUGUAUUUUUAUGAUUAAUAAGUAAUAAAUAAAUAUUGUAUAAUUUUUUUCUGAAGUAAAUUAAAAUACUCAUCAAUAAAAAAAUAAGUUGAGUUUUAAUUUUUCUA